Messenger RNA from Miscanthus lutarioriparius, 1161 nucleotides. Lineage: Eukaryota; Viridiplantae; Streptophyta; Magnoliopsida; Poales; Poaceae. The record is from the annotation of a GenBank genome assembly.
AUGUGGCCCAUGGAGGAGGAGAUGUUCGUGGCGGUGAGGCGGACGGAGCACGUCGAGGUCACCUCCCGGGCGGUGGAGGUGGCGCCGGCGGCCAAGUGGAGGGAAGCGGCGGGGGCCUCCUCCGUCGCGGGCCCCCGGACGGUGCGGGUCUUCUGCGACGACUACGACGCGACCGACUCGUCCGGCGACGAGGAGGAGGAGGACGCCGUCGCGCGCAGGAGGGUGAAGCGCUACGUGCAGGAGAUCCGCCUGGAACGGGCGGUGAAGGAGGAGGUCCCCGCCGGGAGGGCCGCGGCGUCCUCGGCUGCCGCGACGGUGGGCGUGGCUGGGGAGAGGACCACCAGACUGGUCCUCCCCGGGCGGAAGAGGAAGUCCGACAGCGCCGCGGCGGAGCCCCGGUUCCGUGGCGUGCGGCGUCGGCCGUGGGGCAAGUACGCGGCGGAGAUCCGCGACCCGUGGCGGCGGGUGCGGGUGUGGCUCGGCACCUUCGACACCGCCGAGGAGGCGGCAAAGGUGUACGACUCGGCCGCCAUCCAGCUGCGCGGGCCCGACGCCACCACCAACUUCGAACAGGUGGAUGACGCGCCGGUCCCUGUCCCCGACGAGGUCGCCGAGCGCCUCCCGCAGCCGCCGGCGCCGGCCUUGGCUCCGGCAGCGUCCAAGAACGCUUCCUCCUCCGCCACGUCCUACGACUCCAGCGAGGAGUCCCCCGCGGCGGCGGCGUCCCCGACCUCCGUGCUCCGCUCAUUCCCGCCCUCCGCGGUCGCCGACGACACCUGCAGCAAGGCGGCCGCCAAGAAACCGGCGCCGGCACCGGCAGUUCCAGCCGCGCCGGCCCCGGAGACCGACCAGUCGACCGGCGGCAGCAGCAGCGUGUUCGGCUACCCGUUCUCCUCCACCGACGACUGCUUCGGCGGCGAGUUCCCGCCGCUGUACACCGACUUUGACCUGCUCGCGGACUUCCCGGAGCCGUCGCUGGACUUCCUCGCGGACAUCCCCGAGGAGCCGCUGUCCCUGGCGCCGUCGAUCCCGGUGGGGAGCCCCGAGGAGUGCCCGUCCGACGCGGAGCCGGCGUCGCCGGCGAGGUGGCAGCAGGUGGACGACUUCUUCCAAGACAUCACCGACCUGUUCCAGAUCGACGACCCUCUUCCCGUCGUCUAG